GGUGGGUGGCAAUAUAAAAAUCGCGCGUUCCAGCCACUCACCUCUUAUUUGGCGGCGGAAUGGGGAGCGGUUCGGCUGUGUUCUUGGUUUGUUGCUAUCUCUGCUCAUCGAGAGGAAAGGCUUAAGGGUGCGCGCCCGCGCCUUUUCUACUCUCCGCCCCGAGCUUUGGAUGUUGGCUGGCUUGUUUCCUUUCUCCUCUUGCUUCGCCCUGGUGGCCGUCCACUAGCAACAGCCAGGUCGUCCGUCGCUUCUUGUAAGUGCAGCGCGUUGCAUUGGGAGGAACGGGCGAUAUGGAAUGUAAGCUUCAGGCCCACCGCAUCGUCAGUAUUUCGCUAGGCAAGAUGUACAGCGCACGAGGCCAGCGCGGCGGCGUGAAGCUGCACAAGAACCUUCUGGUAUCGCUUGUUUUGCGCAGCGCCCGGCAAGUCUACCUGAGUGAACUGGACUGCUCUCCCAUGCAUGCUGCGCUCUCGCCGCCACCUCUGCCGGGCCCUGGUGUGGAUCCACUCCGGGAUGGAGCAGGCGAGCACGCCCCGCUGCCCCUCUUUCCUUCUCCCCGGGCUUUUUUGCAGCCCGCGCAGAUGCUGCUGCCGCCUUCGGAGCCCCAAGCUUCUCUCUUGCCGCGCAGGCUCCCACUGGACUGGGAGACCCAGAGGUUGCAACGCUGCUGCGGCUGUUGUUGCUCCUCUUUAGCAGGCGCUGUUGGCGGCCGAUCGGCGGAGGCUCUUUCCCCGCCUUACUGCCCCAGAAAGCGGGGCGCUGCAGAGCAGCACGGUCUUGCAGCCGAGGAGGCGGCGGAGGCGACGACGGGGAGCUCUCCACUGAAGAAGCCCCGCAGAGAAGAAGCCGUGGCCGAGGAGGACAUGGAGACGGGCAACGUGGCCAGCCUCAUCAGCAUCUUCGGCUCCAGUUUCUCGGGACUGCUCACCAAAAAGUCCUCUUGCGGGGGCGGCGGGAGGAGCGGCAGUCGCCAGCGGCGGAGACGGCAGGAGGUCGAGGAAGAAGCAACAGUACCAGCGGAGGCUGAGCCCGGGCAGAUCUGCUGCGACGAGUCGAUGCUACGGAAUCUCAGCCCCUGGAGCACGGCCAUCGUGGCUUUCUGAACUUACCCGGCCUCCUCACCUGCGUAUGUUGGGACCAUAGCAAGAGGGCAACAACAGGACGCUGAUCCAGAGUAGGCGCAGAGAUAUUGGGGCGGGCUAGCAUCGAAUUACAAGCAACUUGACUGCUCUGGGCAGAUUUGGUUGAUGUCAGAUAGAGGCAGGGAGACUCUGCAUGCACUGCUCCUCUUCUCCCAAUGAGGUUUUUGUGUUGUGUGUGGGAGCUGCGGGGGUCUUUUUGCUCUGGGGCUGGACCAGGGCAGGAUCCGGCACUUAAACUAUUGUACUUUCUCUCGUUUGGCUGCAAGUCUUGCGGCUUGGAUGAAAGCAUUUCAAUUUGUUGGCGUCUUGUCUAAAGGAAUCCUGCACAGAAUUCCCCCUCCUUAUUUCUCUUCUCUGUCCCCAUCCCAACAACUCGCAGUGGUAGCUGUUCUGAAGGUCAUAUCCUUGUUCUCAUGCCUCACAGAGCAUGUUCACACACAAAAAAAAAGCAUUGGGAAGUUUGUUGUAACCCUAAGGUUACAUUUGGGGGCAGGGGAAGGGAUAAUAAGAUCCUAAACCACUAGAUUGAAUUUAUAUGGUGCUGUUGUGUUAACUGUGUUUACAGAUUUAUGGUUCAAAAGUUCCCUGGGGCUUCUCAUAACUCCCAGUCUUUGUUGUAUAAAGGCUCUUGGGAGGAAGGGUUGUCUUGGAGGUUUUGUACAGUGUUUUUUCUCUUGUGUUUUUGUAUGAAAAUGUAAGUCUUUACGUGUGUAACACGUAUUAAAUAUUUUGACACUGUUAAA
This is a messenger RNA of Hemicordylus capensis (graceful crag lizard), 1885 nucleotides long. It is a transcript of the gene IER5, whose product is annotated as immediate early response 5. The record is from RefSeq and is a predicted model, not a curated record. Bases 291 to 1103 code for a protein of 270 amino acids. The transcript has a single exon. NCBI's taxonomy places the organism in Eukaryota, Metazoa, Chordata, Lepidosauria, Squamata, Cordylidae.